AAAAAUAAAUUGUUUCCCAAAUCGUCCAAAAUGGCCGACAUUGACGAAAUAAACAUGGACGACGAGGUCUGUUACGAGUUCGAUAUGACGAAGAUACCGGAAAUCAUCACUCCGGACGAGAUGAACGAGUCCGGUUAUCAGGAGGGCUCGGAGAACAGUUUCGGGGAUAGACGCGACUCGAAAGAGGGCUUCGGCGGCGAGGGUGACUCGGACAGUGGGGUUGAUGGAGUGAGUAGUGGCUGCAGCACCGCCGACGACUGCCCGGUGGUAUCCAUCAACGACGUGGUGGCGUACUACGACGACAUCCGCCCGCGGCGCCGGCACGUGCCGCAGCUGAACUACUAUCACGUGGACCUCGAGAGGAUGGCCACGGACGCUGUUGUCAAGGUAAAGUAACAUUUCAUGAUUUCGUGCUUCCGG
Molecule: messenger RNA, 420 nt
Organism: Pararge aegeria (speckled wood butterfly)
Lineage: Eukaryota; Metazoa; Arthropoda; Insecta; Lepidoptera; Nymphalidae
Exons: 2
Source: RefSeq, a predicted model, not a curated record